AUGAAUCAAGAUGCAGUCAAUGCAUUCAGCACUGAUCAGCGUAAAGGCGCCGGCGUCGUCCACCACAAACCGGCUUUUCAUCCUGAACAUGAUGCAGCGGCUGAACCUACAAAUCCCAUUGGAUCAGCGCAGAGCAAUUCAGAAAACAAUCAGGAGACCAACGGUCAACAGGAAAAUACUUCACAGCGAAAAGGUACUGGUGUGAUUCAACAUAAGCCGGCCUUCCACCCUGAUACCGACCAAUCAGAAGCAGAUAGCGAAUCCAAAGGAGAACGAAAGGGCACCGGGGCCGUUCACCAUAAACCGGCAUUCCAUCCCGAAACCGAACGAUCGGAAUCUCAAGAUCACGAUUCAAACGGUGAACGAAAGGGCACCGGGGCCGUUCACCAUAAACCGGCGUUCCACCCUGAAACCGAUCAUAAUUCGAAAUCUGAUCACGAUUCAAACGGUGAACGAAAAGGCACCGGUGCAGUGCAUCACAAACCGGCCUCCCAUCCCGAAAUCGAUCAUAAUUCCGAAUGUGAUCACGACUCAAAUGGUGAGCGAAAGGGCACCGGGGCCGUUCACCAUAAACCGGCAUUCCAUCCCGAAACCGAACAAUCGGGAUCUCAAGAUCACGACUCAAACGGUGAACGAAAGGGCACCGGUGCAGUGCACCAUAAGCCGGCUUUCCAUCCGGACCACGACCAGUCUGAGUCGGAAUCCGAGAGUGAUGCAUCGAAAGGUCACCGAAAGGGCACUGGUACCGUACAUCACAAACCGGCAUUCCACCCGGAACAUGGUCAUUCGGAAAGCGAUUCCGCUAACGGCGAUUCAAAAGGCAAAGAAAGUGGCGCCGCACCGACUCACGGUCAUGCUGAUGGUAAAGGAAGCAAAGACGAGAACCCGUCACCCCGGUUUGGUGUCAAGUCUGGUGCACCGGAGCCAAUAGCAAAGGAGACUCAUUCGGAGGAAAGCGUGGAUAAUUCCGGAAAAGUCCGUCAUCCUGUCGAUAUGCCAGCUCGGGGACGCGGUAAACGAGGAAAACGGAAUCUUGAUUUAACUCACGGUUUUGGUCGGGGAAACGCAGGUCCAUCUGGACAGCAGAGUAAUGCGCCUAAAUGGGAAGUGUAA
Paramacrobiotus metropolitanus is the source of this 1113-nucleotide messenger RNA. RefSeq lists its product as uncharacterized. NCBI's taxonomy places the organism in Eukaryota, Metazoa, Tardigrada, Eutardigrada, Parachela, Macrobiotidae. Bases 1 to 1113 code for a protein of 370 amino acids. The transcript is spliced from 3 exons. The record is from RefSeq and is a predicted model, not a curated record.